Messenger RNA from Acanthopagrus latus (yellowfin seabream), 2359 nucleotides. RefSeq names its product phospholipase A2, group VII (platelet-activating factor acetylhydrolase, plasma) (gene pla2g7). The transcript is spliced from 11 exons. Bases 289 to 1593 code for a protein of 434 amino acids. Gene Ontology annotation, molecular function: 1-alkyl-2-acetylglycerophosphocholine esterase activity. The record is from RefSeq and is a predicted model, not a curated record. NCBI's taxonomy places the organism in Eukaryota, Metazoa, Chordata, Actinopteri, Spariformes, Sparidae.
CUGGUUUAGCCGCCUCCCAUGCUAGCGGCAGCUAGCUAACUAACUCCAGCAGCACUAUCGACCUGUCAAACCACUCCCGAGUGACUCAUACCGGGAGAUUAAUCUCGACAAAGUUAAAUAAGUAACGUGGUAAUGUUGCGAAACUGAUGUAGUGACGUUGGCACACCGCUCCGUCUGUAUCUCCGGUAGGCCUCGUUUUCUUUAUUAAAAACUUAUAUUGGUGUUUUUGUGGCUAACGGCUAACCAGAGGAUACCGAGGUUAGUUCGCCUUUCCAGCGGCUGAGGUCGAUGUUUUCUCAUGGAGGAUUUGUACAGUUGUUAGUCAAAAGGAUUUACGAGUGGGCAAGGACAGACCAGAGGAGAUACACGCUUGGUUUCUUAACCAUGGGGAACGCCUGCAGUAAUCACCUUGGGAUCCCUCCCGCCAAGGGCCCCAACGCUGUGGGGUGCACUGACUUCAUGAUGGACCACACGGCACAGGGAAGCUUCUUCCGGCUUUAUUAUCCCUGCCAAGAGACUGAGAAGGCAGAAAAACCAGACUGGGUCCCAUGCAAGGAGUAUUUUAACGGUCUGGCAGACUUCAUGAAAAUCAACAGGACUCUAAGUGAACGGAUUUUCAACUACCUCUUUGGGUCCUUUAAGAUCCCAGCCUACUUGGACGCUCCGUUUAAAUCAAAUGGAAAAUGUCCUGUAGUUAUUUUCUCUCAUGGCCUGGGAGCCUUUAGGACUUUGUAUUCAGCUAUAUGUGCAGAAUUGGCCUCUCGGGGCUUCAUUGUGGCGUCUGUGGAACACAGAGACGAGUCAGCCUCAGCUACAUAUUAUUUUCGUGAGAAGACCGAGUCAGAGAAGGCGAAUGAUAACGUGCCUAAAACAUCGGCCUCAGCCCAAGACAGCAUGGUCAGAGAGUGGAUUUACUACAGAGUGUUGCAGCACGGGGAGAGUGAAUUCCCCCUCCGCAAUAAACAGGUGAAGCAGAGAGCAGAUGAAUGCAUUCUGGCUUUGGACAGACUCACUCAGAUCAACUCAGGGAUACCAGUGCAAAAUGUUCUGCAGACAAAGUUUGACUGGACGACGUUGGAGAACUCCAUGGAUCUGUGUAGGAUAGCAGCCGUGGGGCAUUCCUUUGGGGGAGCAACUGUGAUUGAAGCUCUGUGCAAAGAGGUUAAAUUCAAGUGUGGUGUGGCGCUGGACGCCUGGAUGUUCCCUUUAGACGAUGAGAUCUUUCCACGGGUGAAGCAGCCAAUCUUCUUCAUCAACUCGGAGAAGUUCCAGUGGGCGGGGAACAUCAGCCGCAUGAAGAAGCUGGACUCUGCCAGCAUACAGAGGAAGAUGAUCACUAUCAGAGGGACAGUCCACCAGAGUUUCCCAGACUUCACCUUCCUGACGGGCAACUGGAUCGGGAAGCUGAUGAAGUUGAAGGGAGAGAUCGACCCUGAGAUCGCCAUAGACCUCUCCAACAAAGCAACACUAGCCUUUCUGCAGCGUCACCUCGGUCUGGAGGCGAACUUUAACCAAUGGGACCCUCUGAUUGACGGGCAAGAUGAAAACCUCAUUCCAGGAACUAAUGUUACCGUGCUUCAGUCCUCCAUCUGAACUGCCUCAUGCUGCAGAAAUCUCCCUGUGACUGUCUGGCCGUCAGCUGCAUGGUUCCACCUGAUGCACGGGACUCAGUGGAACGGUCCCAGAAUGUGAAGCCAGGGCCAGCUGGCUCUUCAGGAUAUCAUUUUUGGUGUAUUAAUAGAUCGAAGAUAAUCUCUACCUCACCAGCAGGAAGGAUUUGUUUUUCUCGACAGCGAGAGCGCUCUCAGCGGACCAGCGUUUGUUUCAUGAGGCCUGAAUGUUGCGUACGAGCAGUUGAACACUUCCUCUUUUCACUGUUAGUGAAUCUUCACUUUUACCAGCAAUUUCUUCAAGACACUCUUUUAAUAAUUUUCCUCUUUGAGUGUAUAUAAAGCCAGCUGAGAUUAUAAUGUUAUUUCACACAAAUACUGUACAUGUCUUUGGAUAUAUAUGCAGCUUUCCAGCAGAGGUGAGUUCCACUAUGAUUGCAGUGUUAUUACGUGAUGAGGCCUGUAAUGAGAAUCGUAUCCAAUCGACGAGCUCUGCAUUGAAGACUCCUGAUUUUAGUUAAUUAUUAGCUGAGAUAGUGAACUAAAUGUAUCCAUCCUGAUUGAACAGAGGACAGCGACAUAAGCAAAUCAGCGUCUUUAAGAGAAUACAAACACUAAAAUGUUCUAACAUGCCAUAACUCACAGCUCUGUUCCUCCAGGGUCAGUAUCAUGUCACAGCCUUCUACUUUUAUACACAUCUGCCAUUUGUACACAACAGAAAUCCAAUAAAUGGGGUUUGUAUACAAGUU